UGGAGUGCAUAAAUGCUGAAACCAGAUCGGCAGAGCUGCUAUUCGAGCAUUGGAACUUGGAAGGUCUCAAGGCCCCCCCUUUGGCAUCCCCAUCUCCAAUCUCCAUUCUUCCAUCCACAGGCUUGGCCUCUGACGGCUGACAGACGCACACCAUCAGGCUUGGCAAUUUGGCAUCAAGUGUGGUAAAGAUGAGAAAGCCUGGUAAGAGAUGCAAGGAGACGGAUGCACAUUACUACUGGAAUCGUUCGGAUGAGCACGACAGGUAUUUCUUCAAGGUUUUGGCAGGUGAUUUCCGUGAACGAUUGGGCAUCCCUGAUAAGUUCGUGCAACAUAUUAGAGGGAGAAUAGCAAAAACUGUUAAGCUAGAAUCACGCACCGGGUGCACUUUUGAUGUUGAAGUAGCCAAGAGUUUGGACAAAGUAGUUCUUCAAACUGGAUGGAAAGCAUUUGCUUGUGCCCAUGACUUGAAAAUGUGGGACUUCUUGGUAUUCAAGUACGAUGGGACUCCACGAUUGAAGGUUUUGAUCUUUGAUCUUAGUUGUUGCGAGAAAGUGCUGCCAUGUCAUACCCGUGACAGAGGAGAGGGGGAAGAACAAAUUGAGAAUUCAAGAAGCUGUGAUGAUUUUCCCAUGAAAUCACCUGGUAAUAAAAGGAAAGCUUGGAAGCAAAGGGAGGGAUGUAUGAAUGCUAACACCAGUUCAACCUCCCUAUCGGACUCAUCAGGAGGUUCUAUGUCUCCAGAAGAUCAGAAAUCACAUUCUGUUCCAAGUUACAUCCUCCCACGGCGAACCUUUCUCACCUUUGAGCUGAAGAAGAAACUGAAAGAGAAAGUCCGAGCUAUUUGUUCCAAAACCCCAAUCUACGGAUGUGUCAUGAAGAAGACCAGUAUUGAGGGAAAACCUCAAACUAUGGACAUAUCAGGAGAAUAUGCUGAUGUAUAUCUUCCAUUUGAUGACCAAACACUGUUGCUUCAACAUCUUGGCAAGAGUUGGGAAGUGCGGUGUCACAUUCAGAAGAGCAAUUUUCCAUCCAAAAGGCUUUUGAAAGGGUGGAAACAAUUUGCACGUGACAACAAUUUACAGGUGGGAGAUCUCUGCCUCUUCGAGCUACUGGAGAACAGGGAGUACACGAUGAAUGUGCAUAUCAUCAGAGAAAAAUGAAAUUUGACAUGCAGCUAAUAACAGUAUUGGUGCCAUCGUUUGCAAUGGGUGGCAGUGCUGCUUUUGUAGUUCUGCGAUCUGACCUUGCUGACUCCCGUGGUUGGGUGUUUGUUUAACUCAUGUUUGCCCAAGCUCAGAUUGGCCCACUUGUAAUCCAUGUUUUUGUUUCUGUUGUCAUGCAAUUAGCUACAGUAACAAGUAUUGCUGAAAUGCUCUGAUGCUUAGAUUCCUUUUGGCCCCUAAUGCUGCUUCGUGAUUCAUGAAGCCAUGACCUUGGUUGUAGAAGAUACGGGAUUUCCUGCAAAUCACUAUAAAGUCCACUUGGAUA
This is a messenger RNA of Panicum hallii, 1488 nucleotides long. Its product is annotated as putative B3 domain-containing protein Os03g0621600. The transcript has 5 exons. Gene Ontology annotation, molecular function: DNA binding. Bases 189 to 1160 code for a protein of 323 amino acids. The record is from RefSeq and is a predicted model, not a curated record. NCBI's taxonomy places the organism in Eukaryota, Viridiplantae, Streptophyta, Magnoliopsida, Poales, Poaceae.